Messenger RNA from Triplophysa rosa, 11163 nucleotides. RefSeq names its product apolipoprotein Bb, tandem duplicate 1 (gene apobb.1). Gene Ontology annotation, molecular function: low-density lipoprotein particle receptor binding; cholesterol transfer activity. NCBI's taxonomy places the organism in Eukaryota, Metazoa, Chordata, Actinopteri, Cypriniformes, Nemacheilidae. The record is from RefSeq and is a predicted model, not a curated record. Gene Ontology annotation, biological process: cholesterol transport; cholesterol homeostasis; lipoprotein transport. The coding region runs from base 1 to 10968 and encodes 3655 amino acids. Gene Ontology annotation, cellular component: mature chylomicron; low-density lipoprotein particle; very-low-density lipoprotein particle. The transcript is spliced from 28 exons.
AUGGGGGACAAUAAGCUCAGCCUUUUGCUGCUGCUAUGCACUACAGUCUUGACAAAUGCUCAAGAUGAGGAGACACCAUGUCUAUUGGCCAAAAGGUACAAGAGCUUUCACAAGUAUGAAUACAGUUAUGAAACGGAGUCCCUAAAUGCCCUGAAUGGAGCAACCAAUGGCCCCAAGGCUAGCUGCAAGGUUGAAAUUGAAGUCCCGGGCACAUGCAGCUACAUUGUGCGAACAACUAGCUGUACAUUGAGUGAGGUAACCAAUGUUGAUGGUGAAGGAAAGCCUGUCUUUGGGCCAUCUGCUGGUGCAGAUACCUUCAGGGCUGCCAUGGAGAAGAACCCACUUAAGUUCACCGUUGAUGAAAAGAAUGAGAUCAAGUUGUUCCCUGAGGAUGAUGAGCCAAUCAACAUUCUGAACAUCAAGAGAGGUCUGAUCUCUGCCCUUGCCGUGCCUUUGCUUGAAGAAGAACAAAACAAGAGAAUGCCCACCAUCUAUGGCUUGUGUAAGACUGGCUACUCUGUGAAUGCCAGAGAGGAUAUUGCCACUGAUGUGACUCUGAACAGAGACCUGUCCAAAUGUGACAAUUUCAGGCCCAUCAAAGACCACACCAGCCCUCUAGCCCUUAUCACAGGCAUGCACUACCCCCUUACUCACCUGAUCAGGAGCAGCCAAAUUUGCAACUAUAAGUUUGAUAAUGCACAGAAGCACAUGACCUCUGGUGUUUGCAAUGAAAACCACAUUCUUGUGCCUUUCUCUUACAAAGGUCAGUAUGGAGUUACUAAUGUUGGAAAACAGUCUUUGACUUUGGUGGGAGUGACUACACACAAUGACAGAAUUUUUGAACACAAUGUUGCCAACAUGAGGACCCUGCAUCUCGAUGGCAGUGCUGACACAGUUCAUCCAAUUGCGGAUAAGGAAGACAUGCUGGCUGUUCUGAGGGAACUGACUGGUCUUUCCGGUACCAAAAACGGACACAAAAGAGCCCACUUGGCUCACAAACUUGUGUCUGUAGUCCGCAAAAUGAAUGUUGAGGCCCUGACUGCUGGCCUACCAGACGCCCUGGAGAUUUCUCGGCCCCUGAUGUACCAGGUGUUGUUUCAGUGUGGAACACCAGAAUGCAGCAGUGCCAUCAUGCAGGUCCUCAGGACCUUUGACAGUUCCUCAGUAGAGAUUGAUGCUGCUGUGUAUGCUUUGGGAAUGGUACCCAACCCUUCCAGAGCCCUUGUCAAGGAAAUGCUGGAGAUGGCCAAAUUCAAGGCCAGCAAGCCCAUCUAUUAUGCUCUCAGUAAUGCCGUUAGAAGGCUCUAUGAAGCUGAAGGAAAUGUCACCCCUGAGAUCCAGGCAGUGGCCGAUUAUGCCCUUGAACAGAUUGGUGAUUGCACAGGGAACCCGGAACAAAUAUACUUGUCCCUAAGGGUCAUUGGAAAUAUGGCUGCUGCUGUUGGAGCCGCAAGCCCUGCUUUGAAAUCAGCAAUUACACAGUGUGUAAACCAGCCGUCUGCAACACCCGAGGUCCAGCAAGCUGCUAUUCAAGCUUUUAGACUGACGUCUGUCCCUGAAGAGGGCAGAAAGGUAUUCAUGCAGGUUCUUUUGGAUGGAGCUGCUCCAAUGCAAAAUCGCAUUGCUGCUUAUCUCAUUCUUAUGAAGGAGCCUCAGCCCUCUGAACUGGCUCAGUUGAUCGCUGCUCUGCCUAACAAUGGAAACGUUCAGGUCAUGAGCUUUGUUAACUCACACCUGAACAACAUCCUGAGCUCCAAGGCACCAGAGACCAGAGAACUUAGAGAAAAGAUUCUUAAUGCCCUCCAAGGCAAUGAGAUUGUAGCUGUCAUGGAUCCAACCAAGUACUCCCGCAAUUACAAGAUUGGCUCUCUAGAGGGAAAUGUAAUUUUUGAGUCUGAAGACCUUGUACCUAAUGAAGUCAUACUGGACAUGACCCUGAAUGCUUUUGGAUAUGACAUAGACAUGUUUGAGAUUGGGUUUAAUGGUAAGGGACUCGAACCAACUAUUGACGCCUUGAUUGGUAUUGAUGGAUUCUUCCGUGACACCAUGCAAAAGACCAUCAACUAUGCUGCUGACAAAAUGCCCAAAGGCAAUGAAAUUCUGGAGAGCAUGUUCCCAAAACUAUGGAAUGAAAUCAAGAUGAAACAGGGCCCUCAGAGCAUCAUCAAGGAAGUAACUAAUAAUGUUAACAAGCUCAUCCAGAAACUGAAGGCUCAGGAAAACCCAGAAGCUAUGAUCUACCUGAGGCUUCUGGGUGCUGAACUUGGCUAUCUCAAAACCAAGGAUGUGGAGGAGAUGGCCUAUUCUGCUGCUUUGCUGACCAAUAGCCUCGUAAAGAUGUUCCCGACUGAUUUCGUCAAAAGCCUGUUUUCAAGUGCCAACAACGACCUUUUCCUUCACUACAUCUUCAUGGAUAAUGAGUUCUAUCUACCUACUGGUUCUGGAGUUCCACUGAGAAUUGCUUUGUCUGGUACUUUUGCUCCAGGAGUAAAGGGAGGACUUAAAUUUGGACGUGACAUGAGCGAGAUCGCCUUCAUGCCAUCUGCCGGCAUUGAGUUUGUAACUGAGGUUGGAGCUCUCUUACCUGAAUACGUUCAGUCUGGUCUGGAGAUGCAUACCAACAUUUACCAUGAGAGUGGCAUGAGAGCAAAGGUUGCCGUGUCCAACAAGCAGGUCAAGCUGACCAUUCCUGCACCCCAAGAUCCAACUAAGAUCUUCAGUAUGACCAACUCUUUGGUGUCAGUGAGCGGUACUGAAACAAAGACCAUUCCUGUGUUAAUGGAUCAAGUCAAAAUGAAAGAAUGCACCCCUUUCAUCCCUGGUGUAAAUUACUGCAGUGAUUUGCAGUAUUCUGAUGCCUACUCCAGUGAUGCCGCUCCCUACUUUCCCUUAACUGGUGAUAGCAAAUUUUCCAUCGAGCUCCACCCCACUGGUGAGGUUUCCGAGUACACGGCUACCCUCGAUUAUGCAUCUGAAGAUAAGGUUGACAAAGUGACUUUUGCUGUGAAGGCAGAAGGAACAUCCUUUGAGGGUACAGCCAAAGUAAUGUUCGACAGACAGAAAUACAGCGUGUCCUCUGAUUUCCAAGUUCCUGACUACGACCUGGAAGCUGGAAUCAGGAUUGGUCCUGUUGACCCCAGCACUAAGGGCAAAGCCACACAUUCCAUCCAGAUUGACUUCAUCAACAAGAAAAUACCCCAAGCAUCUCUUAUUGGCCUUGCUAAGAUUGAGGCGAUGAAGGAUGCCAUGCUAGUGGUUCAGCUGCUCGUCCCUAAUCUUCAGACUAAUGCUAAAGUAACUGCAAACUUAAAUUGUGUCGAUGGCCUCACAUUAGAGCUGGAGAGUGACCUUAAGAUUCCCAAGACGUCCUCUGUGCAGAAAGUCAUUCUAAAAUAUGAUGCUGAUAAGAUUGAAGCUGAGGUGAAAUCUGACAUGAGCUCUGAGAUUGAUACCAUCAAAGCUGUGGUCAGAGAUUUUCUUGACCAGAAAGUUGGUCAGUCUGAAAUGACCAUCAAUGAUAUCUUGAUCAAAUCAGUUGAGGGCACAAAUGGCUACCUAGAACAAUAUGCUGCCGGCAUCCCAUUUAUUGAAAACUUAAGGGUUCCUGCCGUCUCUGAAUUCACUCUGCCAGAAAAGCUGUUCCUGAAUGCUGAGGGGGCUGCCAAAUACAAGUUCAGCCAGAAAUAUUACACCAUCCACAUCCCCGUUCCUUUUGGUGGUAAAUCUUCUGGAGAUUUGAACAUCACUGCUACCAUAACCACACCAGACUUUGAAGUACCUCAGCUUGGCCUACAAGUUGCUUCCGCUAGCAUUACUCUUCCAGAGUUUUUUGUUCCAGAGAAGCUGCCGUUGACGCUGCCUGUUCUUGGGAUGGCAGAGUUCUCCAGCAAACUGAACAGCAACCUCUACAACAUGGAGGCUACUGUUUCUGCCGGCAAGGAACCCGAGAACCCAACUUAUUCUACUAAGUUUGAAGUAACUGGAAGCAGCCCAGUGGAUAUCCUGUCUCUAAAAGUUGAAGGAUCUGCUUCACUGAUUGACACACCUAGUGACUCUUUCAAAGUUGAGGUGAAAACUGCUGUCAAUCACAAGCUUCUUGAUGUCAGUGUUUCAUUCCUUGGCGAUGUGAAACCCGCUGCAAAAAUCACAGUGAAGUCAAGCAGCAAGAUUGAGGCAACCAGCCCCCUGGGUCUGAAGGUUUCUCUGGAACAUACAAGCCAGGCUGGACUCAAUAUUAAGGAGAUCUCUGGAGAUGGAAACCUGGUGGGAUCUAUCGUGAUUGGUCCUCUGAAUGUCGAUGCAACUCUCAAGCAGUCACUUGUUCUCCAUCCAUUCAAGCCAGCAGGAAAAAUUGAUUCCUCUCUAGAGGUAAACUCAAACUUGCUCAGUGCACGGAAUAUCUUUGAGGUUGCUCUUGAUAAUGGAGAGUUUAAUGUGGUAUCAAAAACAACUGCAUUUGAAGACAGUCUGACACACAAUGUUGAAGUCACCUAUAAGGAGUCUCUGCUUGCUUUUAAGUCAAAUGCAAAGGCUUUCGACCUGAGCAUUCGAAACAUUGCUGAGGCUAGCGCUAGAUCUGACAGAGUUAAUUUUAAGAUUGAGGCUGCUGCUGACAGGUAUGAAGAUCUCAUCGAGUCCCGCUUUACAGCAGAUCUGGAUGUCAACGGGUUCGAUGUAAAAAAUGUUGCCUCUGCAAAGCUGGCUGAAUAUAAAGCUUCCCACAAUUGUAGCCUGUCUCUGAACAAGGAUGGCUUGGGGAUGCAAGGCACAACCUCACUGCAAAGCCCUCUGACAUUUGAGAGCAACUUCAACGGCACCCUUGAUACAUCAAAGCUUUCCCUGUCUACUGUGACAAAAGGUGACUUUGGUGAGAUGACAAACUCACUGUCUGCAUCUCUGUCCUCUGUUGCUUUCACCUCCAAAGCAGAAGCCAACGUUGCACAUGGAACAUCAUAUGCUCAUGACAUCUCCCUUCAGAUGGAGCAUAAUAAGGCUUUAAUGAACAUCAACAAUAAUCUGACAGUUUUGCAUGUCAGCCUGAUUAAUGAGGCCCAGAUGAAGGCACAUCCAUACAAAGCUGACCUGACUGGCAGUUUGAGGCUUGCCUAUGGUGAGGAGGAACUGAAGCACACGUAUGAGAUUGGAUACGCAGAUCUGGUUACAACUGCAAAGUGCAGUGUUGCUGGUAAACUGAUGGGAUCUCACCUAAUCCAAAACACAGAAAUAGACAUUUCUGGACUUGCACUCACAGUCAGAAAUGCUGCCCGUUUCAACUCUCAGCCCAUACGCUUUGACAAUACCUUUCACGUCACUGCUCUUCCAUUCAGCCUCAAUGUUGAUGCCAUCACCAACGCUGACAGUGACGUGAGUUUGUAUGGAAAACACAGCACCCAAGUUUACUCAAAGUUUCUCCUAAAGGCAGAGCCAUUUGCGUUUGCACACUCUCAUGAAUGUAGACUCUCAACGACUCAGAAUCUAGACAAUGGUGUAUCAAUUGAAACCAACCUUGAUAAUAAGAUUGACACUCUGCUGACACCCUCAGAGCAGAAGGCCACAAUGAGAAUGGAAUCUAAGGUAAAUUGCCAUGUCCUUACCCAAGAUCUACGGCUUUAUAACACCCCUGAAAGGCUUGGACUAGAAAUGUCUGGAUCCAUGAUCACCAACCUCUUCAAUACAGUUGACUCCGAAAAGCAAGACCACUUUCUCUCAGCCUUCUUAAAAUAUGAUAAAAAUGCGAACAGCCAUGUUAUCAACCUGCCAUUAAUGGAGUACAUCCCUAGAGUCCUUGAAAGAAUUAAAUUGACAGUUAUUACAGUUGCGGAGUCCCUGCAGUAUCACAUCAACUCUGUAGAUAUUCAGAAGCUUCCAGAUCACUUGAGAGAUUUUAUGAGUGAUAUAAAUCUAGAGGAAAGACUGAACCGAAUGAGACAGGAAUUGAUUAGUCUUAAUCAGAAAUAUGGAAUCACUCAGGAGGAACUGGAUGCUUCUCUGGACAAUCUAAGGACUGUUGUACUGAAGCUAUUCACUAACCUGGGCACUUAUGCGAAUGAGAUUGCAAAAAUGAUGAAAGAAGUGAUUGCACUGUCUGACACAGCUGUACUAACAGAGACCUUCAACGCAUUCAAUGAGAAAUAUGAAGUGAAAUCCAUGGUUCUCGAAGUCGUUAAGGCCAUUAAAGAUGUAACUGAAAAGAUUGACAUGGGGAAACUGAAGGACACCAGCUUUGCCUUCUUGCAUGAUCUUGAUGAACAGUACGAAAUCAAAUCUUACCUGGAGGAGACUGUGGUUGAACUGAAGGAGAUGGUUGAGGAUUUUGAACUAGCGAGGUUUAUUGAGGAUUUGAAGGACUUUGUUAUUGUGGAUUUGAAGGACUUCCAAGAAUUUAGAGACUUUCUAGUAGAGGAAAUCAACGAAAUGAUUGACUAUGUAAAAGAACUCUUCACUGAAAUUGACAUCAUGAAAGGGUUGAAUGACUAUGUGAGAGAAAUUCUGGCAGAAUUGGAGGUCGACAAGUUGAUCAGUGUGGAUGAGCUUACCAAAGUGAUUGAACAGGCAGUUCAGGUUUUUACCAGCAUUGUGCAAACAGUUCAGAACCUUGUGAGAGAAGUGUUAAAUAAGCCCAUCAGAUAUAUGAGGGGAACAGAGAUAAAGCAAAUGAUUGAGCACUUGAAUGAUUGCAUUGAAAAUUUCAUAAAAAAUGUCAAAUCAUUUGACUACAAUACAUUUGUGGAGCAGGCCAACAGGAAACUCGAGAACAUUGCAUUUGAUCUAAAUUUCCUGAUUAUGGGACUUGAGAUCCCGCAAAAACUUGAAAAUGCCAGAGAAUUCGCCAACUAUGCUCUUUCCUCAGUAAAAGGCUUUAUGGAUUUUCUUAAGACAGAAGAAGUUGCUGAUCUGAUUGAUGGAAUAUUAAAUCCAAUUGAAACGCAUUUGAGAGACUGUGCAGUCCUCAAUGGUAUUAGGGCAUUUUUAGAAAUGCUAAAAGACAAACUUAUUACCAUCGACAUGGAAGGGGAAAUUUAUAUUCCAGAGUUUUACAUUCCAGGAUUCUACAAUAUAGAGGAAACCACAAUUAACUUUGAUGAUAUUGAGGAUUACAUAAGAGACAUUCUUAACUAUAUUAUCAGUUUGACUGAAGUGCGCAUGUUUGAUGCUGAAGAUUACUUUGGCAACCUUAAACUUAACUUCCUGCCAGAGUUUCCUGUCAUAACACUGCCGGAGGUCAAACUUGAACCGAUCUCCUUCCCUGUCAUCUCCAAAUUUAUUGACAAGCACCAAUUCUCAGAUCUUAAGAUCCCAGAAUUUAAACUCCCAGCAUUCCCCUACGAGCUUACCAUGCCGUGCUUCGGAAAGUUGUACGGUGAAGUUAAAGUCAACACUCCUAUUUUCACCAUGAGAACUACUGCGGAAUUCUACAAUUCCACUGACAGUCCAGAAACUCCUCAUUUCACAGCAUCCGUUAACUCACAAGGAACAUCUGAAUAUGAGAUGCUCAAGUAUAGCCUGGAUUCCACAGCUCGGGUUGCUGUCCCUAAAAUGAGUCGUUUGAUCGUUGCUGAGACCCUGAGAAUCACUCAUAGUGCCCUAGGUGUUGAUCAUCAAGCUUCAGUGACACUCUAUGGCUUAUCAGCCCAGACUUUAGCCAGAACCACGGUGAAGGUAAACACUGCACCAUAUAGUGCUAACAUUCUCAAUACUGUACACUUCGCCCUGGAGGAUGGAAUGUCUGCAAAUUUUAAAACAGUCUAUGAUGACAAGGUAAACAGUCCUCUGCUCAUAAAGGCCAUUCAGCAUUCUCAUACUCAUGAACUAACUGCUCGCCAAGAUGGCUUAAAUUUUGUUCUGAACUUUAAAGACGAGGGAAAAUUGUUUACGCUUGACCCAUCUGAUGAGAUGACCUACAAGGAAGAGCUGAGUCUUAAUAUUAACCCAGUGAAGUUCACACUAACUUACUUUGGAGAUAUUGACAGUGUAUAUUUUAAAUUUAAGGAGACAGCAAAUGCUGAAGCUGUUGCCUUGAGCCACAUUGACUUUAAGAGCCAUAUUGCUUAUAGUUCUGAUUCAGGGUCCUCUUUCUUGAUGGAUGCUGCAGGGAAGGCUCAUCUCAGAGAAAUGAAAGUAGAGUUGACCUUAACCCAUGACACAAAACUCGCCGGAUUACUCACUGCUAACUUCUACAACUACUUGAACUUUAUAAUGCAUCCCACUGAUGUGGUACUUGAUUUCCAGAACAGGGCUAAUGCCAAGGUGAGCAUCUCAGAGUUAUAUCUGUCAGCCAAGAUGGAUUUAAUGAAUAAUUACACCAUGACACUAAAUAGAAACAUGCAACGCAUGAGCACUGUGGCACUUGCACGCUUCGACCAGGUAAAAUAUAGUCACAACUUUACAUUUGAAAACAACAAGGCUGAAACUGGCAUUUAUGCCGCAAUGAAUGCAGAUGCCGAUCUACAAUUCCUAACCAUCCCAUUUAGCUUUCCAUCUAUCCCACUUGAUACACCAUUCGUGGAUUUCACAACUGAAGAAAUCAAAGAUAUCAACCUAUUUGAGCAUACUGGCCUUAAAAACUUGUUGACCACUACUGAUCAGAGCAUUGAUGUAGAUGCAAAGAUUGUCUACCAGAAGAGCAAAACUCCACCCAUAAUUGAACUUGGCCUUAUCUAUGUACCUUCUCUGGGAAAUCUGAUUUCUGAGCUGUCUUUCAAGUCCUCAGUUUUCAACCUGAAUACUAACGCUGGUCUCUAUGGGGAGGAUAACCUUGUGAUUCGCUUUGGUGGUACAUCUACCUCUGUGUUUGAAUGUCUGAAGGCCAAGCUUGAAGGAACCAGCAGCCUAAGCACCAAAAGUGGAUUAAAAUUAGCCACUACUGUGGUCCUGGAAAAUGUCCACAUAAAAGGAACCCAUAACAGCAUUGCCACUAUGAAUACAAAUAACUUGGAAGCAGCACUGUCUACAGGCACAUCUGGAGAUAUUAACCUCCUUGUUCUUAAAGCUAAAGUCAACCACAAACUCGAUGCUGACAACAAGCCACUUUCAAUAGUAGUUUCAACUCUGAAGACAGAGUAUACUUUUGACAUUCCUAUUAUUGAGCUUGUUGGAAAUGGAGAUGCUGAAAACACACUGAAAUUUGAAGGGGCUUUUAAUUUCAUCUCUGCUGAGACGACCACGAAGGGUAAAAUAACUGGAACAUUCCUGGAUGGCGGCACCUUGAACGGAGUUCUGAAUAACGACGAAUCCAUCUACCUGAAUGGUGAUAGUUUGCGAUCCACUCUGAAGACAACUGGCAAUGCCAACUUGAAUUAUGGAGAUCUCAAGCUCGAAUUUGAUGUGGAUGAAAGCUUAGCCUUGGAGGGAGCUGUUAAUCGUUUAUACACUCUGCUGAAACUCUCUUCCAACAAUGAAGUAAGUAUUGGACAGUUCAACACAAAAGGAAAGCAUACUGCUCAGGCUACAGUUGAUCUGGGUCUUCUUAAGUCACUGGAGGCUGAUGUGAAAGUUGACUUGUCUCAGCCAAGCACCUUCGGUAAUAUUGGCAUCUCUGAGGUAUUGGUAGUGGAGUUCACUGUACCCAAGCAGAAAAUCGAUUACAUCUCAAAGAUCAUCUCUCCAGUAUAUAGAAUGGAUGUUGUUGCUAACCUAAAUGGAAAUGCCCCAGUCUUCAAAGGUAUUUUCAAGUCUACGACUACUUCACCAGCUGUGUUCCUGCAGUAUGAUCUCGACAGCUCUAUGAGUACUAAAAUGGACAAUGACGCCCUGACUGUUGAAGCUAAUGCUGUACUUACACAUGCAGACUUUACUAUGGACAUCAGCAAUGUUAUUAGCAUGAGCGAUCCCAACCACACCCUGAUUGUGGAUAUCACUAGUCCAACAUUCACUGACGUAAACGUUCGCUAUGCCGUUGGAAGAGAUGGGGCAAGUGCCUCAGUUUCCACACCAUCAGCUGGUUUCCUUGGUUAUCAGCUUCAGGCAACAAAUCCAUCCCACAUGUAUGCAAGGAUCUAUAGCCGUUAUGCUUCUGGCCCACAAAAUGACAUUGAAAUUCUGGAAAUCAGAGCAGCACCAAUGGGAGAUGAAAAAAUGCUUCUGUCUGCCACCUACAACUCAGAUGCUCCACGAGACAUGUUCAUAGGUCUAAAGGAGAGACUGCCUGCCAUGUUAUCUAGUGUUACACAGUUUGCUGAAAAGUCCAGCAUGCUUGAUGCCUUUGAAACGCUAAGAAACAGCAUUCUUAAUUUCUUAAAUGAGGCAUACAAUGCUGCUUCCAGCCAUGCCCCACAGCUUAGUCAGCUUUCUGAUCUUUAUAAAAAUGUAGUUGUCCAGUAUCAAACGACCACCCAGACCUUGCUUGAUGAUGUCAUCAAGUUUCUGACAGAGACACGAUUUGUACUUCCUGGAAUGGAUGAGGCAACCCUGCCUGAAAUCUGCAGAAAAAUCUGUUCUGAUAUUGGAAAAGUGCUCAAGAAGUUCAUGAUCGUUUUUAAUGAGUACUUGGAUCAAUACUUUUUUCCCAUCUUUGAGACCAUCAGCACAGUCCAACUAUAUUUACCUUAUGGAGAGGUUAUAACUGUGAAAGAGAUCCAAGAUUCAGUAAGAGAAAUACUGAGAGGUAUCAGUGAUGAGAUUACAAGAAUGAUACAAGAACCGGACAGCCCUGAUGUCUAUCUUGAGAAACUUGGAAAGGCUUAUGAAGACGUUAUCGAUAAAUUGAAGUCAGUCGACAUUGAAGAUACUGCUGCUUCCCUCUACAUUUCAUUCAUUCGUGAGUUCAGGAGACUGGAGGACAAAUUUGAGACAUCGGUGGCCUAUGAGCAGUUCAUUGCUGUGCUUGAACAAUACGUUGUGCCCUUCUUCGAAACUUUUAAUAAGCUGCUUACAGAUGUGAUCAGUUCCCUUUCCACCCAGGCUGAGACAACGGUUAAAGUUAGUGAUGGAAAGGUGGAAAUUGAGUUUCCUUUCCCAUUUGUCCAUUGAAAUGAAACUAACAGUGAAUGAAAUAAACACUACCAUUGAAAAGAACAAUCUUAAAAGACCAUUUAGGCACUUAACUGAAGUGUAGUACCAACAUGUACAUAAAGAAAUACCGACACUUUACACACCUCAUUAUGCAUGCUAUUUUGUUUGUAUAAAUGACGAUUCAAAUACUAACCCAAGUGUCAAAACCAAAAA